Molecule: messenger RNA, 1479 nt
Organism: Lathyrus sativus (Indian pea)
Lineage: Eukaryota; Viridiplantae; Streptophyta; Magnoliopsida; Fabales; Fabaceae
Source: the annotation of a GenBank genome assembly
AUGGCAACACGCGUGCUCCCACAAAAAAUCGUCAAGAAUCUCCGUUUCCAAAAAACCACCAAGCCACUAAACUCCCCUCGUCCCGCGACGGCCGCCGUCGCCGCCACGCUUCUCGAGAAACAACCACAACCGGCGACAACAACACCACAACCACCAUCGCAAUCAUUUUUCUCUCUCGACUUAAACAAUGCUGAGAAACUCUUCUCGACUGUACCAACGUCCACGCUAAUUCGAUCCUCAGCCGUUCUGCAUGCGACGGCGGUAGGACCGAUGGUGGACGUUGGCAUAUGGGCUUUACAAUCGAGGUUGUUACAGAAAGGAAUUAUGAAAGAUGCGGUUAUGGCAGUUACGAAGAAAACAUUCUUCGAACAUUUUUGUGCGGGGGAGGAUGCUGCUGCUGCUGGACGGAGUAUACGGUCGGUUAAUGAUGCUGGCUUACGUGGCAUGCUUGUCUAUGGUGUUGAAGAUGCGCACGAUAACGAUGGUUGUGAUCGUAAUCUUAAUGCCUUUCUUCAUACCGUUGAUGUUAGCAAAUCGCUUCCUCCUUCAUCUGUGAGUUUUGUAAUUGUGAAAAUCACUGCAAUAUGUCCAAUGGCAUUACUAGAAAGAAUGAGUGAUCUUCUAAGAUGGCAACAAAAAGACCCUUCAUUUGUUCUACCAUGGAAACAAGAUUCUCUACCAAUUUUCUCCGAAUCAAGUCCAUUAUACCACACUCCAAACAAACCAGAACCAUUGACACAACAAGAAGAACAUGAUCUUCAACUUGCAAACCAAAGAUUACAACAACUUUGUCAUAAAUGUGUCGAAUCAAACAAGCCGUUAUUAGUUGAUGCCGAACACACUACUGUUCAACCGGCUAUCGAUUACUUCACGUAUUCUUCUGCGAUUGUUCAUAACAAAGAUGAUAAUCCUAUUGUGUUUGGAACAAUUCAAACUUACUUGAAAGAUUCUAGAGCGAGAUUGUUUCUUGCGACACAAGCUGCUGAUAAAAUUGGUAUUCCAAUGGGGUUUAAGUUGGUUAGAGGUGCUUAUAUGUCUAUGGAAAGUAAAAUAGCUGAAUCGUUUGGAUAUGGUUCCCCGAUUCAUGAGACUAUUCAAGAUACACAUGAUAACUUCAAUGAUUGUUCGGCUUUUUUGCUUGAGAAGGUUGGUAAUGGACGUGGUUCUGUCGUUCUUGCUACACACAAUAUUGAAUCAGGGAAAUUGGCGGCUGCAAAAGCAUAUGAAAUUGGGAUUGAAAAAGUGAAUCACAAGCUUGAAUUCGCGCAACUAUGUGGAAUGUCGGAUGCGCUUUCAUUUGGUUUGAGCAAUGCCGGGUUUAGGGUUAGCAAGUAUAUGCCAUUUGGACCGGUUGAGAUGGUUAUGCCAUAUCUAUUGAGAAGGGCUGAGGAGAAUAGAGGGCUUUUGGCUGCUUCUGGGUUUGAUAGGCAACUCAUAAGAAAGGAGUUGGGAAGGAGGAUAAAAGCUGCAAUGUUUUAA